UCCAAACAAAGAAUUGGGUCACGUGCCGAGGGAAAGAAACAUCCAAAAAGAAAAUCGACCCAAAGCAAAAUAAAAUUUUUGCAGAGAGGCAGAGAGGGCCAGCCAGGUGUGCCUUUGUAUUUCGUCUCCCAGAUUCACUCCAGCUUCCACGCAGACAAGCAUUCCUCGAUUCCCGAGAAAAUUAAAAAGAAAAUUCAAAAAAAAAAAAAAAAUUUAAUGGAAUCCCGGAAACUGGCAGCUUUACUAUCUUCCUUAAUCUCGCAGCUUGUUCUUCUGGUUCUUCUCCUUCUCUUCCCUUCUUCCACUUCUCUCUCCCUCAAUCCCAAUCCCAAUUCAUAUCCCAAUGUUUUCCCUCUCAUCCACCAUUUUCUUUCUUCCCAAGAAAUCGCCACCGCGGUUUCUCUCUUCUCUAUUUCACGGAAAAGGAAGAGAACCCACUUCCCAGAGCUCGAUUCCGAGCCCGGAGAUGCCGCCAGUGACGAAGAUUUCGACGCCGGCGCCGGUUCCGGCGGUGCAAGGAAUCGAACCCAAUUGGGUCUGUCUCGGAGCCCCGACUCGUUCAGGAAUUGCUUCAGGAUGACCUCCUCGACCUUCGAAUGGCUCUCUGGCUCCCUUGAACCUCUAUUAGACUGUCGUGACCCAGUUGGGUUCCCUCUCAAUCUCUCCGCCGAGCUCCGUCUCGGUAUCGGUCUGUUUCGGUUAGCCACCGGUUCGGACUACCCAAGAAUCUCGAAGCAAUUCGGUGUUCCCGAACCAGUUGCGAGGUUUUGCGCCAAGCAAUUGUGCCGGGUCCUGUGCACCGAUUUUCGUUUCUGGGUUAACUUCCUAAGCCCGAAUGAGCUCGAAUCGGUCUCGGCUGCUUUCGAAUUACGAACCGGGUUGCCCCACUGCUGCGGUGUCAUUGAUUGUACGAGGUUCAGAAUUAUCAGAAACAAUGGGUUUCAUCAACAUAUCAAAGAGAGCUUUCAAGAAGAAGAAAUCAUUGCUGCACAAAUCGUUGUGGAUUCGUCUUCAAGGAUUCUGAGCAUUGCGGCUGGGUUUCGGGGCAAUAAGGGCGAUUCAGAGGUAUUGAGGUCGUCUACUCUGUAUAAGGAUAUUGAAGGAGGGAAGGUGUUAAAUUCUCCUCCGGUUUAUGUAAAUGGUAUGGCCAUAGAUCAGUAUUUCGUUGGUGAUGGAAGGUACCCUUUGCUUCCAUGGUUAAUGGUUCCUUUUGUUGAUGCUGUUCUUGGCUCAAGUGAAGAGUAUUUCAAUGCAGCACACAACCGGAUGCGUCUCUCGGCACUUAGAGCCACUGUUAGUUUGAAGAAUUGGGGUGUUUUGAGUCAACCAAUACGAGAGGAGGUGAAAACUGCAGUUGCUUAUAUAGGUGCUUGUUCAAUACUUCACAAUGCUUUGUUAAUGAGGGAGGACUUUUCGGCUUUGUCGGAUGAGUUGGAAGAUUACUCGUUUUCGGAUAAGAGUUCUCUAUGCCAGAGGAAUAUGGAGGAGAAUUCAAUUGAAAGGAAGGCUUCUGUUAUGAGGAGUUCAUUGGCUACAAGAGCUAAGGAGUUUCACAAUUCAAAUCAUCAGUCAAAUCCUGGUGUUUCGGUGCAAUUGCAAUCUACUUAGGAGAUUGUUCAGUGGGAAUUGCAAAGGAGGUUGCUUUUUUUUUUUUUUCCUUAUCUCUGUUCCUCAUUUUUUAGAUAGGAAAUUAUAGGUUCUUUCUUUUUUUAUAAGUAGUAUCAUCCUUUCUUGGAUGAUAAAAUGUUGUGGCAAUUUGCCCUCAUGUUUCUUUUCAAACUUUUUUUUUUUUUUUUCCCCUCCAAGGGUGACAGUUGAGCUAGCAUUCAUUUAAUUUAACCAUUUGAUUUUUUAAGAUGUAGACAAUACAGCAUCUUUUGCAAUAAUCAAAUUGCAACAUUGAGGUUUUUCCCUCAAGAAUGUAAUUAAUUUCA
This is a messenger RNA of Ziziphus jujuba (common jujube), 1934 nucleotides long. Its product is annotated as protein ALP1-like. The transcript has a single exon. The coding region runs from base 217 to 1608 and encodes 463 amino acids. The record is from RefSeq and is a predicted model, not a curated record. NCBI's taxonomy places the organism in Eukaryota, Viridiplantae, Streptophyta, Magnoliopsida, Rosales, Rhamnaceae.